Messenger RNA from Vespula pensylvanica (western yellowjacket), 4804 nucleotides. It is a transcript of the gene Adar, whose product is annotated as double-stranded RNA-specific editase Adar. Bases 1013 to 2626 code for a protein of 537 amino acids. Lineage: Eukaryota; Metazoa; Arthropoda; Insecta; Hymenoptera; Vespidae. Gene Ontology annotation, molecular function: double-stranded RNA adenosine deaminase activity; tRNA-specific adenosine deaminase activity; double-stranded RNA binding. The record is from RefSeq and is a predicted model, not a curated record. The transcript has 7 exons. Gene Ontology annotation, cellular component: cytoplasm; nucleolus. Gene Ontology annotation, biological process: RNA processing; adenosine to inosine editing.
AGCGCGGGUAAGAGUGGAUAAACUUGAUGUGCGCGACGCUCGCAUCGCGAAACGAUUCGAUCGUUCCUACGAGGAGUACCUCGUCGCCCGUUCGAUUACCUCGCGAGUACUGUAAUUGAUUACUUUUUACGAGGAGUCAAAAGUCGCGAUUUGUCUCAUUUUGUUUCUCCUUUUACGUGUCUAACUAGAAAGUCGUGUUUGAAUCAUUGAGGUUAGGUGGUUAGUGGUAGAUUAUCGUUGUACGAGGUAGAGAUAGGGAGAACGAAAGAGUGUAUGCGAGUGAGUGAGUGAGAGAGGGAGAGGGAGAGAGAGAGAGAGAGAGAGAGAGAGAGAGAGAGAAGAAGAAGAAGAGAAAGGAAAAGGUCGUCUGUGGCGCUGCAGAGCUUCGCGCACAAGAAUAAUUAAAAUCAAUGUAACGACGGUGGUGCGGUGUUCUUCAAGUCACGUUCUGCGUGCGUCGGUUUUUUAAAAAGCACUACAUUUGUACGACCGACAUAGAGAGAGAGAGAGAGAUGUCGAACGGAUUGAUGCUGCCGAAUGACAAUCACGAUAUGUGCCAGACGAGUAAGGACACACAGAAUAACGUUCCUCGUCUAUCGUAUCCGUCUACGAUAUUUCUGUCCCUCUUUUCUCAUGAUGCGAUCCUACGCAGCUAGCACCACCCCGAUGGUCGUCGUUGAUGCCGCUGCAUCCAUGGAGGGGUUGCAAGGAGAACACUCCACUGGGAUGGACCAGCAGAACGUUACCAGGCCUAUAUUGAAGAGAACCGCUGAAUCUGAUCUGGAAGGUCAGUUACAGGUUGUUCCUGCACUUAAUAAUAUAGAGUAUAACUAUACCAAAAAAGCGUCACAAACAUCCACAGCCAAAGAAUGCAGUAUGUGCUUUAAACGAAUUGAAGACUGGAGCUGUCUACAAGGUAGUUGGUCAAACUGGACCUACUCAUGCUCCUAUAUUUACCAUCGCCGUGCAGAUAGAUGGACAGACUUACGAGGGCAGAGGACGUACCAAAAAGAUGGCCAAACAUGCGGCUGCGGAACUUGCUUUAAGAAAUAUAGUGCAGUUUCGUAAUACACCGGAAGUACAUCAAGCUAUUAACACGUGCCAGCCUGUCAUUCCCCUGGAACCUGAUUUCACCAGUGAUGUCACCGAGGGAGAUAAUCAUCUUGUAAAUGCAUUCAAAACGUUGACUCAAGAACCAAAAAAUACUAACAAAUUUUUGGACAAGGGUCCCGUUGCUCUCAUCAAUGAAUUAUAUCCUGGAGUUGUAUACAAAUGUAUAUCUGAUAGCGGAGAAAGCUAUGCCAAGUUUACAAUAUCUGUAACAAUCGAUGGAGAAACUUUCGAGGGAACUGGUCCGAGUAAAAAGCUGGCUAAAGCUGCGGCCAGUAAAGCGGCUUUGGCAAAAUUAAGGAACGUCCACAGUUCCUCUUUUUGCAUUCAGCUCCCUGUUCGUGUAUUACCCAACUUCUCGAAUUCCGGUCAUUGGCAGGAACAGAUGACCUUGCCACAAAUUUUGGCAGACAAAAUAGGAAAAAUGGUAAAUCAAAAAUUCACUGAACUUAUACAGAGCAAGCCACAUCAUGCUCGACGUAAAGUAUUAGCCGGCAUAGUGCAAACGAAUGGGUCGGAUGCCGAAUUAAUAUGCGUCACUACUGGUACGAAAUGCGUAUCCGGGGAUUAUUUAAGCGUAAGCGGUAGAGCUCUAAACGACUGCCAUGCGGAAGUUGUAGCACGACGAUGUCUCUGCGAAUAUUUGUACAAGCAAUUGGAGUUGCAUACCGAAAAUCGUUCUGCCGAGUCUGUCUUGGAACAUUUAAAGAAGGGCUUCAGAUUGAAGCAGGGAAUUCAGUUUCAUUUAUACAUAAAUACAGCUCCCUGCGGGGAUGCCAGAAUAUUUUCUCCUCACGAGGAAAACGAAUCAGUGGAUAAACAUCCUAACAGACGGGCCAGAGGUCAAUUAAGAACCAAGAUAGAAUCAGGAGAAGGUACGAUACCUGUGAAGAGCAGCGAAGGAAUUCAGACUUGGGAUGGUGUUCUUAUGGGACAAAGACUGCUGACGAUGUCGUGUUCAGACAAAAUAGCUCGAUGGAACGUACUUGGUGUGCAAGGUGCACUUCUAAGCCACUUCAUCGAGCCAAUUUACUUCCACAGCAUCGUUCUCGGCAGUCUGUUGAACCCUAGUCACAUGUAUCGAGCUGUUUGCGGCCGUAUCGAAAAUACUAUUCAAGGUCUACCACCGCCGUAUAGGCUCAAUAAACCAUUGAUGAGCCUCAUAACUUCGUCCGAAGUUAGGCAACCAGGCAAGGCACCGAAUUAUAGCGUAAAUUGGACUAUUGGUCAAACCGAAGCAGAAGUUAUAAAUUGUACAACCGGAAAGGACGAAUUGGGUAAACCCUCUAGAAUUUCGAAGCAGAGACUCUUCAGGAAGUUCUUCAAUCUGUUAGGUAAAUUGGAAACGAUCGACGAUGCCGAUCGGAAUCAAUGCCGUCAUUACCUCGAUGCUAAAUCAUCGGUUCAAGAUUACUCUCUUGCCAAACGUCAAUUGAAGGAUGCGUUUGUACGCGCUCAGCUCGGUAGUUGGGUAAAAAAACCGAUUGAGCAAGACAUGUUUGAAGUGGAUAUCUGACUAAAUCAGAGUAUCGAUGCGAACCCAACGAAUAGGAUAAACUCUGAGUUAGCGGAGUAUGUAGUUCCUAGUGUAAAAUAGGUCGCUCGUUCGGCGUGUCAUGCUAUGGCAGAAUUUGGCAUCAGUAAAGCAUAAAUCGUAGGAUGUUAAGAGCAAAUACUUUGACUUUGUCACCGCACGAUCCAACGACUAGUAAACAUGUCACGUUCAAAGUGUACAAUGAAUCGAUUGCUUUCGGUUUUAACCAAGAGCAAAAUCAAGUCGGUACUCUUCGAAUUUUUUGAUCUUAAAUUCUAGUCACACGUCAAUUUUUGACAGUUUCUAUAGACUGGUAGAUAGAUAAGGCAAAAAGUUUCUUUUCGUAAACAUUCAUAAUUAAUCAACGGAAGGGUGCAAGAGUAUUAGAAUGUUUUAGAUUUUACGUUCUGUCGGUGUGUCGAGAAAUCUGUGGAUAUUUCAGAAUGAAACGAGUCAGCACAUAUCCAUUCUUCGAAGUCUUAUUGUUAAACUGUCGUUGAUCUCGUACAGCUACUUAAGUUUUAUUGGACGAAAGAGAAAUUCGACGAAAGACCCUUUACAUCCUCCUUCUCUUUCUCCCUUUUAAUCGACUUUGCUACCUACCAAAAUUUUUCUCGAAGAAUCGAUGCUUCUUCGUUAAGCUUCGAUCAAAAACUUUUCACGUAGAUUUUAUUCAACUUUCAUUUGUUAUUUGAACGUUUUGCUUUAGAUGAAAGUUAUCGUGUCAGCACGAUUAUUCGGAACGAAUCAACGUGUAAUUUCAAAUUUCAAUAGCUCGAGUAAUGUACGUGAUACCGCAGACGCUAAUUCAACGAGCCUAUUGUGUCGACAGUGUGUAUCCGGGUCACUUGUUUCUAGGAGCCGUUGUAUCUGCGUUCAUAUAUAUUCUAUAUACCUAUAGACAAAGAGAAAAAGAAAGACCCUCUUGAAAGCGUUCUCUUUUUCUCUGUUACAUUCAUUUGAGACUUUAAAUCCUGCUCCUGGAUAAUAAUCAAGCGAUUUUAAAUAUGACUUUUAGUAAUGUCAUCGUUUUCCUCAAGUAGAACUUGUACGUAAGUUAUUUAACGUGAAAUAAGUUUUUUGAUUUAAAAAAAGAGAUAUCUCGAGUAUUCACAACAGCUACGUCACUGGCAAAACGGGCGCCUCGUCCUCCCCCUCUCCCUCUCCCUCUCCCUCUCUCUCUCUCUCUGCCUUUCCCUCUCCCUCGCUUCCUCCCAACGUCUAGAAAUCCAAGCCAUUGUUAGAACGAACUCAGACUCCGCGGUUGUUUUCCUAAGGUCCCUCGCGGGAAAAAUCAAUGUCCAGUACCGUGUAGCGAGGGAUUUACCCACGUAGCUACGGUAUUGUUUUAAUAGGGCUCUAGUAUUUACCAUAGCGGCUUGAUCUUGAUCUGCUGUUUAUUGCAUCCCUGUGAAAGGCUGUGACCAGAUCCAGAUUUUCACGAAGGAUUUUUUAAAGACAUUUAAUCGUUCAUUGUAUCAUGGAAUUUGAUAAACGAAAAAGACAAGUAAAGAAGAAGAAAUAAAAGACGUUUUCGAUGACAAAAACUCGAUCGAAAAAAAAAAAUCAAAAAAAAAUUUUUGUGAAAAAAUAGAACGUUUCUUUUCUUCGAUGUUUCGUUUAUCGUCUUCGCCAAUCCUUCGAUGAGAGAAGAGCGUCCUUCAACAGUUCGAUGUCGUUACCAUUAAUUUUGAUAGCACAUAUGUGAGAAUGCGUAUGCGUGUAUGUAUGUAUGAGAAAGAUUAGAUAAAUUAGCGCGAAUGUUUGCGUUUGCCAAAGAGAAAAUGAAACGUGAGAGAAAUGUGAGAGCAAUGCUAAUUAAAAAGUAAAGUAUUAGUAGAAGAGUAAGUUAUAAAUAUUAAUAAGUACUUAGUGGAUGAUUAUUUAGAAAGUCCUAAGAUCGUUGCCUCACUGUGCCAGUAUUACAAUUAUAAUGCAAUUCUGCCGUAGUGACACACUGCCCGAAGUCGAUCUAGUUUUGCGUCAAAGAACUCGAGGACUCCGGCCGUGUUGCUUCUUUCGAUUUAUCCUCCUCGAUUAUCAGAACCAAAAUAUAAUAUUUGUGUUCGUAUCUACGUUCGGACGUUAAAGUCGAAUCUGCGUUUACAGUUGCAUUUAGUUUAUCGAUAAGAUAUUCCAGAAGAAAGAGAAGAAGAGAGA